AUGUUUCACCAUGUUCUACUUUCUUCUUGUUCACUAGAUGAUGACUUUUUUCAUGAACUCCCAGAAACUUUUCCAUCUGAUCCACCUGAGCCUCUGCCACAUUUCCUUAUUGAACCUGAAGAAGCUUAUAUUGUGAAGAAUAAACCUGUGAACCUGUAUUGUAAAGCCAGCCCCGCCACUCAGAUCUACUUCAAGUGCAACAGUGAAUGGGUUCAUCAGAAGGACCACAUUGUAGACGAGAGAGUAGAUGAAACCUCUGGUCUCAUUGUGCGGGAAGUGAGCAUUGAGAUUUCACGCCAGCAAGUGGAGGAACUGUUUGGGCCUGAAGACUACUGGUGCCAGUGUGUGGCCUGGAGUUCAGCAGGCACCACAAAGAGCCGGAAGGCAUAUGUGCGCAUCGCCUACCUAAGGAAGACAUUUGAGCAGGAACCUCUGGGAAAGGAAGUGUCUUUGGAACAGGAAGUGCUACUCCAGUGCAGGCCGCCUGAAGGGAUCCCAGUGGCUGAGGUGGAAUGGUUGAAAAAUGAAGACAUAAUUGAUCCUGUGGAAGAUCGGAAUUUUUAUAUCACAAUUGAUCACAACCUCAUCAUUAAGCAGGCCCGUCUCUCAGAUACUGCAAAUUAUACCUGUGUUGCCAAAAACAUUGUUGCCAAGAGGAAAAGCACAACUGCCACUGUCAUAGUCUAUGUAAAUGGUGGCUGGUCCACCUGGACGGAGUGGUCUGUGUGUAAUAGCCGCUGUGGACGAGGGUAUCAGAAACGUACCCGGACCUGCACCAACCCAGCCCCACUCAAUGGUGGGGCCUUCUGUGAAGGACAGAGCAUGCAGAAAAUAGCCUGUACUACAUUAUGUCCAGUGGAUGGCAGAUGGACUUCCUGGAGCAAGUGGUCUACAUGUGGGACUGAGUGCACCCACUGGCGCAGGAGAGAGUGCACGGCGCCAGCUCCCAAGAAUGGAGGCAAGGACUGUGAUGGCCUGGUCUUGCAAUCCAAGAACUGCACGGAUGGGCUGUGCAUGCAGAGUUUCAUUUAUCCUAUUUCAACUGAACAGAGAACCCAGAAUGAAUAUGGAUUUUCUUCUGCUCCUGAUUCAGAUGAUGUUGCUCUCUACGUCGGGAUUGUGAUAGCAGUGAUAGUUUGCCUGGCCAUCUCUGUGGUGGUGGCCCUGUUUGUGUAUCGGAAGAAUCAUCGUGACUUUGAGUCUGAUAUUAUUGACUCUUCAGCACUCAAUGGGGGCUUUCAACCUGUGAACAUCAAAGCAGCCAGACAAGAUCUUCUGGCAGUACCCCCAGACCUCACCUCAGCUGCAGCCAUGUACAGAGGACCUGUCUACGCCCUGCAUGAUGUCUCAGACAAAAUCCCUAUGACCAAUUCUCCAAUUCUGGAUCCAUUGCCAAACUUGAAAAUCAAAGUGUAUAAUACCUCAGGUGCUGUCACGCCCCAAGAUGACCUCUCUGAGUUCACAUCUAAGCUAUCCCCCCAGCUGACCCAAUCCUUACUGGAGAAUGAGGCUCUCAAUCUGAAGAAUCAGAGUCUUGCUAGGCAGACGGACCCAUCUUGCUCUGCAUUUGGCACCUUCAACUCUCUCGGGGGUCACCUCAUUGUUCCCAACUCAGGAGUAAGCUUGCUGAUUCCUGCUGGAGCCAUUCCCCAAGGGAGAGUCUAUGAAAUGUAUGUGACUGUACACAGGAAAGAAAAUAUGAGGCCACCAAUGGAAGAGUCUCAGACACUGUUGACCCCUGUGGUGAGCUGUGGGCCUCCGGGAGCCCUGCUAACCCGCCCCAUCAUCCUCACACUGCAUCACUGUGCAGAUCCCAACACUGAAGACUGGAAGAUACAGCUCAAGAACCAGGCAGCACAGGGACAGUGGGAAGAGGUGGUGGUGGUUGGAGAGGAAAACUUCACUACCCCCUGCUACAUUCAGCUGGACGCAGACGCCUGCCACAUCCUCACAGAGAACCUCAGCACCUAUGCCCUGGUUGGUCAUUCUGUCACCAAAGCAGCUGCCAAGCGCCUGAAGCUGGCCAUCUUCGGGCCCCUCUGCUGCUCCUCCCUGGAGUACAGCAUCCGGGUCUACUGUCUGGAUGACACACAGGAUGCCCUGAAGGAAGUUUUACAACUCGAGAGACAGAUGGGAGGACAGCUCCUGGAAGAACCCAAGGCUCUUCAUUUUAAAGGCAGUACCCACAAUCUGCGCCUGUCAAUUCACGAUAUACCCCAUUCCCUCUGGAAGAGCAAGCUGCUGGCUAAAUACCAGGAAAUUCCUUUCUACCAUAUCUGGAGUGGGUCUCAAAGGAACCUCCACUGCACCUUCACUCUGGAAAGACUCAGCCUAAACACAGUGGAGCUGGUCUGCAAACUCUGCGUGAGGCAGGUAGAAGGAGAAGGAGAGAUCUUCCAGCUCAGCUGCACCGUGUCAGAGGAACCUACAGGCAUCGAUUUGCCUCUGCUGGAUCCCGCGAGCACCAUCACCACUGUCACGGGGCCAAGCGCUUUCAGCAUCCCGCUUCCUAUCCGGCAGAAGCUAUGCAGCAGCCUGGAUGCCCCACAGACGAGAGGCCAUGACUGGAGGAUGCUGGCCCAUAAACUGAAUCUGGACAGGUACUUGAAUUACUUUGCCACCAAAUCGAGCCCAACUGGUGUAAUCCUGGAUCUUUGGGAAGCACAGAACUUCCCAGAUGGAAACCUGAGUAUGCUGGCAGCUGUCUUGGAAGAAAUGGGAAGACAUGAAACAGUAGUGUCUUUAGCAGCAGAAGGGCAGUACUGACCACACUGGAACUGAAAAUGAAGGACGAAAAUGCACAGGGAGUCUGUGACUGUCCAGGGGAAACACAGCUGAGGAGGAAAUCAGACCAAUGAGCUUCACAAGCAAGAUGGCAGUGGGAGAGAAGAGAACAGAUGCAACUACCAACGUCCAGGCCUACUUUAUUCAGACAACACCAAGGAAGUUAAGAAAAAUUGUGUAAAUUUGUACCUUGAAUUUAGAAAUCAAUCUACUUUUCCUCUUAGUUGGGCUGUAUGCUGUAUGGUACAGGAUCUUACAGUUUCCUAGGAAACGCUUUUUAUUGCUAUCCAGAUAUAUGGAUAAACUUUCUUAACAAACCCAAUUUCUACAAAUGUUGUUUACAUCAGAUUGGACAGGGAUGCAGACACUGUCCAUGGCUUGUUCUAUUUUUGUUUAAAUCAUUUGAAGUUGAAGCUGUGGACGGCUUGUUGUGUCUAUUUCAGAUUAGCAAUUUACAGAGAAAUCACAGACUUUUGCUACAAAUUGUGUACAUCUUGUGUCUCAGAUAAUCCUCCCAUCAAUUUUCUGUUUCUAGAACUUGUAGAACUUGCAGAUCCAGUGUUACUGUUUGUAUCAGGGAAGUGGAGAGUCCAAAUAUAAAGGAGAAAGGACUAAGAUUCCUUAUGCCUGGGGGCAGGGGGGUUGGAUAUGAUACCCUUUGAGAAUAAAGCUGUAGCUCUGCAGGGAAAACAAUGAUUCGUGUUCAACCACACAGACAUUUCUUCAUGACGUGUGUUUGUAAUAUGCAAAUUUCAAGUGUUGUUUUUUAAAAAAGUUGUCAUUAUUAUUAUUGUUAUUAUCGAUGAGUAUCUACAGGUAUUCUAGUAUAAAGAUUUUCUUAACUUUGGUUUUAGUUAGCAGUACUGUUAGUAUUUGGUAUUGAUGAGACCUGCCUCCUUUUCUCCUAUAUCAAGGUUGGUAUGGUCACCAGCUUAAUCCAAUUGGCAUUGCUUCUUUGACCAACUAUUUUUCUUCUACCAUUCUGUGGUGGAAAGGUAGUAAAAUCUUACUGGCUCUGCCUGUUGGUUCUUUCAGCUUGCUCAGGCAGGGUCUUUCUCCUCUGAGUCUUAUCAUGACAAGGGUUCUCCAGGAAAGUCACUUCAUCUCAUAGUUUUGAAUAUCAAUCAUGCUUUGUCUAUCUUAGGGGCAGUGUGGUUGGGGGAACAGCCUUUGACCCGGAAAUCAGGAAGCCAGUUCUCAUCUUGGAUUUACUACUGUCUAGCUGUGCUACCUUGG
Castor canadensis (American beaver) is the source of this 4020-nucleotide messenger RNA. The record is from RefSeq and is a predicted model, not a curated record. Lineage: Eukaryota; Metazoa; Chordata; Mammalia; Rodentia; Castoridae.